Entelurus aequoreus (snake pipefish) is the source of this 4971-nucleotide messenger RNA. RefSeq names its product poly (ADP-ribose) polymerase family, member 12a (gene parp12a). Lineage: Eukaryota; Metazoa; Chordata; Actinopteri; Syngnathiformes; Syngnathidae. The record is from RefSeq and is a predicted model, not a curated record. The transcript has 11 exons. Gene Ontology annotation, molecular function: NAD+ poly-ADP-ribosyltransferase activity; metal ion binding. The coding region runs from base 159 to 2216 and encodes 685 amino acids.
UAACUCCACCCAUCGAGAAUUGCCUUAUUUUUUUUAUCAACUUCCGUGUUUUGGCGAAACACGUGAUAGGGCAGGAAUCAUUUUCGUUUCUCUGAAAGCAGCUUGCUAUCCGCAGUAGACGAAACUAGUUCCACAAACCGUGAGAAACCAAGUGGAAGAUGACUUCGGAGGUCUCUAAAUUCGUGGUCCAGACCCUCUGUGACAACCACGGCAGUUUGGACUUCCAAAGCCUCAUAGCCACGCUGGGACAGAGGUUUACUGUGGCGGCGUCGAUCCUUCGCCAAGUUCUCUCCGAAGAUGGUAAAGUAGCAGUGAUUCCAGGCGUCCUUGCUGUCGGCAAGGGUCAAUUAUUCAGCCAGGACAGCUUGAUAGUGGCCAAAACUGCCCUACGACUUUGUCAGAAGAAACCUGGCGAGUGUACGCAAUGCCACAAUUUGCACCUGUGCAAAUUUUACGUUUUGGGGAGCUGCGCGUUUGGGUUCAAGUGUAAACUUCCACACACGGUGACUUGCCUACACAAUGCCGAACUGUUGAAGGAACUUGACCUCCAAUUCCUGUCAGAAAAACAGCUGUUUCGACUCUUACUGCAAAAUGAUCCCUUCCUGCUUCCUGAGAUAUGCUCACACUACAAUAUGGGCGAGGGCCAGCACGGUUUGUGCAAGUUUGCUUCAAAGUGCUCGAAGCUUCACAUCUGCCUGUCCCAUUUCACCACGGGAGUCUGUAACCAAGGCUCUUCCUGUUCAAGAAUCCAUAAUGUUGACGUAAAGUCACACAAAAGCUUUGAAAAAUUUACUCAGGAGAUGGUUAAGGAACUUCCAAAAGUCUACAAAAAUAAAUGUGCCAUCUCAAAUCAACAUAGCAAUAUGGCUAGCGCUGCACCUGGGGGUAAAGGGGUUUUGAGAGGUCCUGCUCAGCACCCUUCAAGCAGAAAAGUCGCUCCGUCUGCAGGUGCAACCAAACCCGCGAGAGAUACAGACAAAAAGGACAUCUGCCUCUUUUUCAUCUCCAAACGCUGCAGAUAUACUGCAGAGCAGUGUGUCUAUGACCAUUGGCACUUACCUUACAGAUGGCAGGUAUUAGACGGCGAUGGUGUGUCGUGGAAAGACUUCACCAAUAUGGAGGAGAUUGAGAAGGCCUACUGUGACCCGGCACACAAUUCAAGCUGCAUAGACCAGUCAAGGUGUUUUUUACGCUCCCCGCCUGUGGACACGCAGGUAGUUAACUUCCUGACGAUGACAUGUAAAGGCUCUAAAGUGCGUCGCCUGUCGACAGCCUCCUCUGUCUCGAAGCCCCCUCACUUUAACCUGACAACACAGUGGCUCUGGUACUGGCAGGAGGAGACUGGUAAAUGGAACGAGUAUGGCCAGGGCAACAUCAACACACCGGCAUCCAUCACAUCUGAGUCUCUGGAGAACAUGUACUUAGGGGACCAAACGCUACAGAUUCCUUUCUCUGCUGGCAAACAACAGUAUGUGAUGCACUUUAGCAGUUAUGAAGCAGGAACCCAGCGGAUGUAUCAGCAAAACUUGAAAUUUUCAACCAUGCGGGAGGUCAGGAGGAGGCCUCGCUUUGUCUCAGCUGCUGAUGUGGAUGUCAAGCGGCAGAGCUCCAGUUCCCUCAAAGCAGAAUGCCCCGCACACUGGGAUGAGAAAGCCCUGCCUGACAUCGGAUUCAAGCUCGUGCCUCUUCCCAUACAUACAGAGUAUCAAAGGAUUGAAAAGUUGUUCAAGGCAACAAUGUCAAAGAGUACCAUCAAGAGCAUCAGGAGGGUUCAGAAUCUUUUUCUGUGGACGGCCUUUCAGUGUCAGAAAGAGCAGAUGAAGAAGAGGAACGGAGGAAAUCCCGUCAGUGAGAAGUACUUAUUCCACGGGACAGAUGGGACCCUGAUUGAAUCCAUUUGUGAGCAAAAUUUUGACUGGAGGAUUUGUGGCGUCCACGGCACCGCCUAUGGCAGAGGAAGCUACUUUGCCGAAGAGGCCUCGUACUCAAAUCGCUACGCUAAAACCAAGAGCGGCGUGGACCGGUGUAUGUUUGCGGCUCGGGUCCUGGUAGGCGACUACACCCAGGGGCGCCAAACACAUGUCCGCCCCCCAACCAAAGGAAACACCACAACCCUUUAUGAUAGUUGUGUUGAUAACGAGGCCAACCCAAAGAUCUUUGUUAUCUUUGAAAAACCUCAGAUUUAUCCCGAGUACAUCAUUGACUACACUGAGUAAAAAGAGCAUGUUAGUAGUUUCUAAAGGUCGUCUUUCUUCCUCGACUUGGCAAAUAAUGAAAGGCUCUAAUGUGUGUUUUCAUUUCGAUCUUAGAAUACAACGAGUGUAUGCCGGGUUGUGACCUAACUGGGUGUCGGAACCUACAUGAAUGGUAAAAAAACAACUGCAAAUUCAAAUAAAGAGAAUCACUUUAUGUCAGGUAACUCAUCUGACAAAACAUUACUGCAGAAUAAACUGCAAAAUGUGUAUUACCCAGUUUUACGCAAAAUUCCAAAUUUGGAAUUUUAUUGGUUCCACCCGACAGGAACUGGAAUUACAAAUUGAAUUAAAGUCGGUGCUAUUCAGAAAUAGUACCUCUAGCCUAGUUUGGCCUAAAUAGUAAAACUACUUUUACAAACAGUAAAGUGAAACACAAAUUAUCUCCAUGUUUAAUACUUAAUGUAAAGCAUUCCAGAAAUUAAGUAUUUUUCCACCAUUUUUUGGAUUCUGAAACUUUAACAAUAUUCAUGACUUUUAGUUUCAUGCCCACAACAUUGGCAAACAAUGCCUGCUAAUUGUUGGCAUUCUAGCAAAAUAACGCAAAUAAUAAUAAUGACUUUAAAUUUUAUAAUCCCAAAUUGACAAAAAUGCCAAAAUUUAGCAUACUAACAGUUCGCAUGAUAUGUGUGAAAGUAAAUCACCCAUCGUUUUACCUAAUUUGAAAGUAACGCUAUCCGUGACUUUUAGUUCUAUACCUACGAAAUUUGCUAAAUGCAUGCUAACUGUCGGCAUUCUUGCAAGAUAACGGCAAUUACAAUAUCCAUGACUUUUAGUUGUGUAUCUCCAAAAUUGGCUAAAAUUCGAACACUUAGAAUGCUAAUAGUUACGAGCAAGAUAACACCAAGUAACAAUAUCCAUCACCUUUAGUUUUAUAUCUACAACAUUAGUUCAAUUGCCAACAUUUAGCAUGUUAACAGUUAGCAUGCUAGCAAAAAUAAUGCAAAGUAACAAUAUACGUAGACUUUAAUAUUAUAUACAGCAUACUACAUUGGGUAAAUGUCAACACUGAGUAUGCUAACAGAUAGCAUGCCGGCAAAAUAACAUCUAAAAAUAUAUUUGACUUUUAGUUUUAAUAUCUAAAAAACUGUCUAAACUGCUCACAGUUAAUUUGUUACCAUGUUAACUGUUGGCCUUCUAUCAAGCUAAUGCCAAAUAAAACAUUGAUUACUUUUAGUUUUGUUUUGUUUUUUACUUACAAAAUUGUAUAACAUGCCAACAUGAUAGCAUCUUAACUGUUAGCAUGGUAGCACUCAGUACAAAGAGUGCCAUAGGUGCUGAUUGAGUUGAGCAUUUUGACUUUGAAACAGUUGAAUUUUGUGGGAAUAGUUUAUUAUGGAAUACACCGAAAUUAUCAAUUAAAAUUUUAAAUUCUACUUACUUCAAUUCUACUUCCCUGCGAUGAGGUGGCGACUUGUCCAGGGUGUACCCCGCCUUCCGCCCGAAUGCAGCUGAGAUAGGACAAGCAGUAGAAAAUGGAUGGAAUUCUACUUCCUGUUUUCAACCUCAAUUUGAAUUUUUAUGGGAUGGAAUUGGAAAUUGAGAUUUAAGUACAGAUUUUUGCACUGGUUAGAACUAGAGAUGUUAAAGUUAAGUUAAAUCCGAUAAUAUUGGCCUGCUGAUAUUAUCGGCCGAUAAAUGCGUUAAAAUGUAAUAUCGGAAAUUAUCGGUAUCGUUUUUUUUUUGUCAGUAUCGUUUUUUAUUUUUUAUUUUAUUUAUUAAAUCAACAUAAAAAACACAAGAUACACUUACAAUUAGUGCACCAACCCAAAAAACCUCCCUCCCCCAUUUACAUUCACACAAAAGGGUUGUUUCUUUCUGUUAUUAAUAUUCUGGUUCCUACAUUGUAUAUCAAUAUAUAUCAAUACAGUCUGCAAGGGAUACAGUCCGUAAGCACACAUGAUUGUGCGUGCUGCUGGUCCACUAAUAGUACUAACCUUUAACAGUUAAUUUUACUCAUUUUCAUUCAUUACUAGUUUCUAUGUAACUGUCUUUAUAUUGUUUUACUUUCUUUUUUAUUCAAGAAAAUGUUUUUAAUUUAUUUAUCUUAUUUCAUUUUUUUUUUAAAGUACCUUAUCUUCACCAUACCUGGUCGUCCAAAUUAGGCAUAAUAAUGUGUUAAUUCCACGACUGUAUAUAUCGGUAUCGGUAAUUAAAGAGUUGGACAAUAUCGGAAUAUCGGAUAUCGGCAAAAAGCCAUUAUCGGACAUCCCUAGUUUAGAACCCAGCAGUGAAGCAGGAUGUAGCCGUAAGUCGGAACCUGCUAUCAGAUAUAUGUUAGCAUCUGCUGUCACGUUGAAAAACUUGCUGGACACUGACAAUUGCUUUCAACACAACAAGCCGGGAGAGGCAUCACAUCUCAGAUGUUUGCAUGUGACACUCUGGUCCUGGAAUUGCACAAUAAAAAAAAAAGUCUAGUGGUGCUGUAAAAAGAGUUUUUUAAAUUUGUGACUUGGCGUCAAUUCCCAUGCUCAUCAAUGUGUGCAAUGUUUAAAUCCGUCAUCACAGCAGAAAAUGUAGAAUGUAGGAUAAGUUUGUGCUUCGCUGUGAAUUUCACAGACUUUCCCUCCUUAUGUUAUGAAAAAUGUUUCAUAAUCAUGACACUUUUUGUGCUGUUCUACUGUAAGCAGAUUAAAUGCAGGUGAUAUUUCCUGCUACAUAAUACCCAAAUUAUAAUACUAAUGUUGCAUGACAUGUUAACUGGGUGUUGGUAAGAAAU